AAUCGUUUUGUGUUGUGUAAUCAAAUAGGAAAAAGUAAAAUUAUUCGUGAUGACUUCAACAGCGCCAACAGCUCCUCCAGCAGCAGCACAGCUGCUGCGCCCGCCAAGAAGACGCCACCCAAGUCCAUGAAAUACAUCAUUGGCGGUGCCAGUGGCAUGGGCGCCACUCUGUGUGUGCAACCUCUCGAUCUGAUCAAGAAUCGUAUGCAAAUCGCCGGUGCUGGCAGCGGUAAGAAGGAAUUCCGCAAUUCCUUCCAUUGCAUUCAGACUGUAAUCAGUCGCGAGGGACCUUUGGCCUUGUACCAGGGCAUCUCCGCAGCUCUGCUGAGGCAGGCGACCUACACCACCGGUCGCCUGGGCAUGUACACCACGCUGAAUGAGGAGUAUCGCGAUCGCUUCCAGCGCGAUCCCAAUGUCAUAGCCAGCAUGGCGAUGGGCACGAUAGCCGGAGCCGUGGGCGCGUUCAUUGGCACACCGGCUGAAGUGGCUCUGGUGCGUAUGACCUCCGAUGGACGGCUGCCCGUGGCGGAGCGUCGCAACUACUCGAACGUGUUCAAUGCUUUGGUGCGCAUGACACGCGAAGAAGGAAUAACGGCACUGUGGCGUGGAUGUGUGCCUACCAUGGGCCGAGCUAUGGUGGUGAAUAUGACACAAUUGGCCAGUUAUUCGCAGUUCAAGACAUACUUCCGCACUGGACCCCUGAAGAUGGAUGAGGGCAUCAAAUUGCAUUUCUGUGCCAGUAUGUUGAGCGGUUUGUUGACCACAAUUGCCUCGAUGCCGCUGGACAUUGCCAAGACGCGCAUUCAGAACAUGAAGACCAUCAACGGCAAGCCGGAAUAUCGCGGUACGAUUGAUGUGCUACUCCGUGUCAUCCGACAGGAGGGCGUCUUCUCAUUGUGGAAGGGCUUCACGCCGUACUACUUCCGUCUGGGACCCCACACCGUGUUGACCUUCAUUCUGAUGGAGCAGCUGAACCAGGGCUUCAACAAGUAUGUCCUGGGUGUGGAAAAGAGUGGUUCGGGACUCUAAAGAAGAGAUCUGCGGCCUUUGGAGAGCAGUGUGUGUAAUGUUUUAAUUGUUAGAGUUGUAUCGCCAAUUGUUAUCACUGUUAAACCCACUGACAACUGCAUAUAUUCCAAGCACCAACUCCGAAGAUCUAAAUCAAUUUAACGACAAUACGAACGAGCAUGAGACGAUGGUAUAGCUGUUGUACAUACUUAUAUAGAGUACAGAUAUAUUUAGAGCAUUUAAAUGUCGGAAUUCCGGUGACAAUAUUAGAAAAUUACAAGUUGUAUCAGUUUUAUAUGAAUUAAGCGAAAAGUGGAUUCUCAAUAAAGCACAAUAUAUUGCAA
Messenger RNA from Drosophila albomicans, 1352 nucleotides. Its product is annotated as mitochondrial 2-oxoglutarate/malate carrier protein. NCBI's taxonomy places the organism in Eukaryota, Metazoa, Arthropoda, Insecta, Diptera, Drosophilidae. The record is from RefSeq and is a predicted model, not a curated record. The transcript has a single exon. Gene Ontology annotation, biological process: thiosulfate transport; phosphate ion transmembrane transport; oxaloacetate transport. Gene Ontology annotation, molecular function: thiosulfate transmembrane transporter activity; succinate transmembrane transporter activity; antiporter activity. The annotation marks the transcript as partial.